This is a messenger RNA of Pelecanus crispus (Dalmatian pelican), 745 nucleotides long. NCBI's taxonomy places the organism in Eukaryota, Metazoa, Chordata, Aves, Pelecaniformes, Pelecanidae. The record is from RefSeq and is a predicted model, not a curated record.
AUGUAAGCAUCUCUGCAUCAUCAUCUUUACAAAGCAGAGGGAAUAUUUCCUUAAUGGGAAAUAGGAAGCUUUUUUUUGACACUCAUGCGCUGGUAUGCCUCUUGGAAGAAAAUGGGUUCACUACUCAGCAGUCGGAGGUCAUUGUAUCUGCACUAGUGAAAAUUAUGAACACCAACCUGGAUCUGAUUUACAAGGACAUGGUCACCAAAGUACAGCAGGAAAUUGCACUUCAGCAAGUAAUGUCCCAUAUUGGUGGCUUGAAAAAGGACAUGAUUAUUUUGGAAAAAAGUGAAUUUUCAGCACUUCGUUCAGAAAAUGAGAAAAUAAAGCUUGAACUCCAGCAGAUAAAGAAGCAAGUCAUGGAUGAAAUUACCAAAGUUCGUGCAGAUAACAAGUUAAACCUAAACCUAGAGAAGAGCAGAGUAAAAGAAUUGUACUCGCUUAAUGAAAGAAAGCUACUUGAAAUGAGGACAGAAAUAGUGGAAUUGCAUGCACAACAAGAUCGAGCUCUGACCCAAACAGACAGAAAAAUAGACACAGAAGUUGCAGAUCUGAAAACAAUGCUCGAAUCGCACAAACUUGAUAAUAUUAAGUACUUAGCAGGUUCAGUAUUUACAUGCCUUACUGUAGCACUGGGAUUUUAUCGUUUAUGGAUAUAAUAAAAUGUCACUUUAAAGGGACUUCUACUGUCAUGAUUUCUGGAAAAAAAAAAAAAAAAAAAGAAGUUUUAUCUUUGCCUGGACUU